AUGCUGAGCACAACACCUACCACGCUGCUCGAUGGUGGGCAGGUGGGGGUUUGGAAGCGGAAUCCCCGCAUCCCCUUGCAGCCGCCGUCGCCGCCGCCGUCGCCGCACCAAAAGCCGCAAGAAACAAAACAGCAGCGACGGGAGGUGCACAGCGCCAAUUUCUCACGACGAUCGAUGCGUCAUGCCCGCCCCACAUUACGAUACACCGUAUCAGAAAGCGCCGCGACGCUGACGAAAAACGUGAAUGCCUACAAACACUUCUCCUCGCCGCACCCCACACCUCAAAAGUUACCAUCGUUACAAGUCAACGGAUAUAAACAAACCUUCGCAAACAGAGGUGAGGUUGCAGGCGUGCGCGCCAUCACACGCAAGCGCCUGCCUACGAUGACUAGAAUGCCCCCAGGUGGAGAUGAGAUUGCUAGUGUGCGCGCAAUCAAACGCAAGCGCCUGCCUACAAUAGCGAGAAUGUCCGAAAGUGGAGAUCAGAUUGCCGGUGCGCGUCCAAGCACGCGCAAGCGCUUGCCUACAACAGCGAGAACACUGAGUGGCAAAAACCUCCCGCCCCUCAAAACGAUGCGCACUGGGGACCAACAGAACGUUUAUGAUAAGGAAUCUACACACACCUUACGGUUUGACGGUGAGGCAUGGGAAAUCGUCUUCCAGUAUGGGGAGGACGAGCUUAAUCAGGCAGUAGCGUUAGAUGUAUCUAACGCGCUCCACGAUGCGUCGUCCGCAUCCGUCAGUAUCCAUAGAACCUACGAAGGAUUCUAUGUCUGCAGCGUUGUGGCACACCCAGCACAGAUUAGCGAAUCAUAUAUAAACCACUGCCUCAUGAACUACCACUAUCCGGCUACCCGAAGGCUGUACCAGGCUGCACUCCUGCAACUUACAUCAUCCAACCCAUUACUGUCACCUGACCACAGCGAAGAGGAUGAAGCCGAUUCAAUAUACAAACCUCAGAUACACGACGCGGGUGCAUCCAGAAAACCCAUUGACAAUACCACAGAUAAUUUACCGGACGACAUCGAUAGGAAAGAAAACGUCCGAAAAAACCGCCCUCACACCAAGGCAUAUACUCCAUCGGGUGAAAUCUCUCACAUUGUUCAAUCACCACGCUGCCGACGAGAAGAAUUUGAAGAAGAAUCCCUUCUUUCUUCAUCCCAAUCAGACAUACACGUAGAGGGUGGCCGUAGUGCUGCAUCCCGUGCCGCCAGCGUUCUCGCUCUGCCGGGUGACGAGCGUCCGAUGACCAGCAGGCCACUCCGCGCACCACCUCUCCAGGAGGCUGAGAUGGACGGUGGCCGCAGUGUUGCAUCCCGUGCCGCCAGCGUUUUCGCCACGCAGGGUGACGAACGUCCGAUGACCAGCGGGUCACUGGGUGCACCACCUCUCCAGGAGGCUGAGAUGGACGGUGGCCGCAGU
This is a messenger RNA of Trypanosoma grayi, 1422 nucleotides long. RefSeq lists its product as hypothetical. The transcript has a single exon. The annotation marks the transcript as partial. The record is from RefSeq and is a predicted model, not a curated record. Lineage: Eukaryota; Euglenozoa; Kinetoplastea; Trypanosomatida; Trypanosomatidae.